AUGAGUGGCGAGAAGCUUGUUUUGAUAACACCCGUCUUAGGGAGACUCGAUUCUUUCGAAAAAUUUCUCGACCGAUUUUUGCAAAUUCGGGCAAAAAUGAAAAUAGAAAUUGAGCUUGUCGUGGCUCUUUUCUCGUCGGAUACAGUGUUGGAACGAUUAAUUACAGCAAUUGAGCGAGUGGAAAAGGAUCAAGGUGAUCCCCACGUGGUGCGCUUCGUUGUUGUGGACGGUGCUUUUUCCAGAGGCCGGGGGAUCGCCCAAGCGAUAGACGCCGUCCAUGGAAACGCGCUGUUAUUUUUCGUCGACAUCGAUAUGAUCCUUAGCCAAGAAACACUAGAAUCGGGAAUCACGUUGACGGUUCCUGGCCAAGUUUAUUUCCCAAUUUUCUUUUCGAUCUUCGCUCAAAAAUGCCGUGCCCAGCAAAGCGUAUCAGAAACAAAUGGAUUCUGGCGGAUAUAUUCGACUGGAAUGGUUUUUAUUUUUAAACAUGAUUAUCUGAAGACCGAUGGCUUCGACUUGACAAUUAAUUCUUGGGGACAGGAAGAUCUUAGAUUCACUGAAGCGGUCAUCAGUGCUAAGCUCAAAGUGAUACGAGUGAAGGAUCAAAACCUCAUUCAUCCUUGGCACCCGAAAAAUUGCAAGAAUCUCGUUAACAAGUUCUUUCAAGAGUGCGUUCCUGUCAAAAUGGCUCACUACUGUAGCUACGGGAUGCUUUAUGAAGAGUGGAAGUACCAGCAAUCUCCCCUCUUCGAAGAAGCUAAACUCAAAAAGAAGCAUUCAAAAAUCGCUUUUCAAUAA
Oikopleura dioica is the source of this 798-nucleotide messenger RNA. NCBI's taxonomy places the organism in Eukaryota, Metazoa, Chordata, Appendicularia, Copelata, Oikopleuridae. The record is from the annotation of a GenBank genome assembly.